This is a messenger RNA of Lactuca saligna, 540 nucleotides long. Lineage: Eukaryota; Viridiplantae; Streptophyta; Magnoliopsida; Asterales; Asteraceae. The record is from the annotation of a GenBank genome assembly.
AUGGCAGACCUAGAGAGCGAGAGCAAGCGACUUGCACCGGCCGGCGUAAAGAGCGAUGAACAACCGUCUACAACCACCCUAAUUUUCAGAAAACCGAAGUACCAGGAAAGCAGCAAGUGCAUCGUUUACGUACUCGCCGCCGUCGUCUUCCUUGGCACAGUCUUCGUAAUUUUUGGUUCGGUCUUUCUUCGUGUAAACAAUCCUAAGCUCCGGCUAAGCACCGUUUCAAUUCAAAAUUUCCAAUACGAGAACACGAAUUCAACGUCGCUAAACAUCACGAUGUUAACCGAGGUGACGAUCGACAACGAAAACUUCGGCCGAUACGACUUCGAGAACUGCAACGCUGUUAUUUUGUACGGGAACUCUACGAUUGGUGGCGGAGUUAUUUCCGGUGGCCGUGUUGGCGCCAGAAACAUUAAACCGAUGACAGGUAGAGUUCAUGCUCUGACGAUCGUCGAUCGGAGAAAAACAAUUGAGAUGAAUUGCACGAUGAAUCUCAAUUUGAGAACCCGAUCGAUCACGCGUCCGUUAUGCAGCUGA